Rosa rugosa (rugosa rose) is the source of this 1982-nucleotide messenger RNA. RefSeq names its product laccase-14-like. Gene Ontology annotation, molecular function: hydroquinone:oxygen oxidoreductase activity; copper ion binding. NCBI's taxonomy places the organism in Eukaryota, Viridiplantae, Streptophyta, Magnoliopsida, Rosales, Rosaceae. The transcript has 7 exons. Bases 68 to 1828 code for a protein of 586 amino acids. Gene Ontology annotation, cellular component: apoplast. The record is from RefSeq and is a predicted model, not a curated record. Gene Ontology annotation, biological process: lignin catabolic process.
ACGUACAUAUAUGAACUAUUCAUGCAGUUAGUCCAGAACAACCAGAACAAUUAGUUUCCGCGUGAAGAUGGGUGUGCUCCAACGGUUGCUGGGUUCUCUGCUUCUAUGCAGUGCGCUUCUUUGCCUAGUUGAAGGAAAUGUUCACUACUAUGACUUUGUACUCAAGGAGGCCAACUUUACAAGGUUAUGUCGGACUAAGAGCAUGCUGGUAGUCAAUGACAGUUUUCCAGGGCCAGUCAUUCGUGUGCAAAAAGGUGAUACUGUUUAUGUCAAUGUCCAAAAUCAAGGAGCCUAUGGCCUUACUAUUCACUGGCAUGGUGUGCAUCAACCAAGGAACCCUUGGUCAGAUGGUCCUGAGUAUGUCACGCAGUGUCCAAUUGAACCAGGAUCAAAUUUCACUUACGAGGUUAUAUUUUCUGAUGAGGAAGGAACACUUUGGUGGCAUGCUCACAGUGAUUGGACCAGAGCUAGUGUCCAUGGUGCCAUUGUUGUUAUGCCCUCAAAUGAGACGGGUUUUCCAUUUCCAGAGCCAGAUGGAGAAGAAAUAGUUGUACUUGGUUCUUGGUAUUACAUUGAUAAUCUGAAUGAGGUGGUUGCUGAGGAUGUCGAAGAUGGUUCUGACACUCCUCGCUCUGAUUGCUACACCAUGAAUGGACAACCAGGAGAUUUCGGCCUAUGCUCAAAUGAUAGUACAUAUCGCUGGCAAGUGGAGUAUGGCAAGACAUACCUUCUUCGCCUGGUUAGUGCAGUUAUGAAUGCAGAACUUUACUUUGCUAUUGCUGAACAUAGCCUCACUGUUGUUGGUUUGGAUGGAGCAUAUGUUAAACCAAUUGUGACCGAUAAUAUCAUGAUUUCCCCCGGACAAACCAUGGAUAUUUUGGUCACAGCUAACCAGUCUCUUGGUCAAUACUACAUGGCUGCUAGACAAUUUGAUAGUGUUAGGCCAGAUGAUCAAGAAUAUGACAAGUCAAAUGUUACAGCAAUUCUGGAGUAUAAAGGCAAUUACACAACCCCAGCAUACCCAAUUUAUCCAAGUACCCUCCCUUCCUAUGAGGAUUUAUUACCUGCAAUAGAAUUUACAGACAAAAUCAAGAGCUUAGCAAGCAAAGACCACCCAAUAAAUGUGCCAGUGAAUAUAACUACCAAAAUGUACAUAGCGGUUGAGAUGAAUAAUGGUUCUGUGAUUGAGGGUUCUGAUGAUGUGACAGUUUCUCUUCUUGCAAGUUUAAACAAUAUAAGCUGGGUUAAUCCAACUACAGAUGUGCUACUUGCCUACUACAGGAACAUGAGUGGGUUUUAUGCCUCAGACUUCCCAGAUUUUCCACCAUAUAUGUAUGACUUUGUGAAUGACAAUUUGCCUGAUAAUACUGAGGUAACUGUCAAGGCAACCAAGGUCAAGGUGUUAGAGUACAAUGAAGAGGUGGAAAUAGUGUUUCAGGGUACUAAUACGAUUAAUGCAUCAGAGAAUCAUCCAAUGCACUUGCAUGGCUAUAGCUUUUAUGUAGUCGGAUCAGGUUUUGGAAAUUUUGACAAUGUGAGAGAUCCCCAAAGCUACAAUUUGGUUGAUCCACCGAAGAUGACCACUGUUUCAGUCCCAAUGAAAGGAUGGCUUGCUAUCAGGUUCAAAGCAAGUAAUCCUGGGGUUUGGUUAUGGCACUGUCAUUUGGAUCGACAUUUCAGUUGGGGCAUGAGCUUUGUGAUGAUAGUGAAGAAUGGAGGCACACCGGAGAUGUGCAUGCGAGAACCUCCUCCAUACAUGCCUCCCUGCACUGAUUCACCUACCAUCAGGUUGCGACCUUCCCACAAAUUCAGCAGGACGGGUAAAUAAAUUUGGAAUCAUAUACACUCGGGCCAUCUAUAUUGUAGUCCACAUGGGACUGCUGUAGUUUUUCAAUCCAAAUAGCAUUAGAAAAGUUUUAUCUAGUAUUGACCAAUAAAACUAUCAAUAUCUAUUACUAUAUCAUUGUUAUUCUUUGAAACCA